Messenger RNA from Dendroctonus ponderosae (mountain pine beetle), 2077 nucleotides. RefSeq names its product specificity protein transcription factor 3. Gene Ontology annotation, biological process: regulation of transcription by RNA polymerase II. Gene Ontology annotation, molecular function: RNA polymerase II cis-regulatory region sequence-specific DNA binding; DNA-binding transcription factor activity, RNA polymerase II-specific. NCBI's taxonomy places the organism in Eukaryota, Metazoa, Arthropoda, Insecta, Coleoptera, Curculionidae. The record is from RefSeq and is a predicted model, not a curated record.
GGAUCCUCCCCACCAGAGGCAGUCCUCAAAUGGCGUGGUUUGUGCUCCGUUCGGCCUGCCUGUUUCCCGUGUGAUUUGCCUGCGCUAGCAACUUUCAUGGACUAAACGCGAAUAGUUACACGCCCAGCUGGAAAUUUUUAGUUUACACAUAAAAUAACACGUUUUUGGGGACAAUCAUUGUUGCUGUUUCGGUCUGGUUUUUGGAAAAUGUGCUUAAAGUGAAUAGAACGGUCUAUUUCCGUCUGAAUUCGUGGUGACGACAGAAAAGCUGCGAUCGCAGAACACGAACGACAGCGGCGCUCCUGCACGUUCGCUUUGUUUUAGCCAAGGAAAAAAGGAUGUCCGAGGAAUUUGUGACCAAGAAUGAGCGCUGACGCCCAGCUAAAGACAGAAUACGUUAUCGAAAACACGACAAAGGAGCAGCAAGAAGACGAUAUCAAACCAUCACCUUUAGCGCUUUUAGCAGCAACCUGCAGCCGCAUCGGGCCCGGUGAUCUUCAGGCGAUCGUCCCAACUCCUCUACAAGUUCACGCAUCAAAUCCCUCAUUCAUUAUAAACAUGUCGACGACACCAACGCCUCAAAAUCAACAGAUGAAGCAGCAGAAUGUUGCCAUGCAGCAGGCUGCUCAAGCACAGCAGCAGCAACAACAACAGCAGCAGCAGCAGCAACAGCAACAGCAACAGCAACAAGCACAGGUUUUGAGCGCCACUGCCCAGCAAAUUCAACAGCAACUGUUGCAGCAACAGCUGGUGGCUGCAGCUGGACAGAAUCUCGCUGGGUACAGCGUCGUGCAGGCACCGGCUGGCAUGCAGACGCUCAACGUUGAUGGACAGGAGGCGAUAUUUAUACCUGCAAUGAGCUUAGAGCACAUCUAAGAUGGCAUACCGGUGAACGACCAUUUGUCUGUGCCUGGUUAUUUUGUGGGAAACGUUUCACUCGAUCAGAUGAGCUUCAACGACAUCGUCGCACCCAUACGGGAGAAAAGCGGUUUCAAUGCAGCGAGUGUAACAAAAAGUUCAUGCGAUCAGAUCACCUCUCAAAGCAUUUGAAGACCCAUCAAAAACAACGACUCUCGCAGGAUAAAGAUCAGGACGAAGAGGAACCUUGGGAAUCGCAUGACGAUCCUGAUGGGCAAUCUGAAGUCGAGCAAAAACCGCAGCCAGUUUGGAUAACCGAUAGCAAGAAUAACAUAAAAUAUGCCAUAACUCAUUUGAACUACUCGCAGGAGGCCGCAACCUCAACUCAGCACUCGGCCUCUUCGGAUAGUUCAAGCAACGAGGAAAAAAUGAUGAUCACAAUUGCUGCUGAAGGAGACGACCUGAUAAUUGCAGAUCAAAUAGAAAGCUGAGGGACCGCCGCAUCUGUUUAUAUUGUGAACGCGCCUCUAAACGAAGACUAUUCGGAUUAGAAACCAUAUCUUAAAUACUCCUAAUGAAGUCUGAUUUUAUAGGUACUAUUUAAUCCUAAUCCUGCAGUUACUGUUGAGUAUCGGUAGAAUGGAUUGGUUAUUUGAUCGUUUGCGAUUUCACCGCUGUAGGCAAUUUUCAAAACUAAUUGGACAUUUAUAUCCUCUUUCAGUCCCGGGAAUAAAAACCAAAUAACUAAUCAACCAACUUUGCUCAGAUUUCUUUGUGUGCGGUCCAAUCCAACCAACUUGCCUGCUAGACGACCAUUCAAUGUUCCAGCCAAUCGUUAACUAAUACCUAUAAAUCAUGAUAAUCAUAAAUAGGCUGUGAUUACAUGCUAGUUAACUUAAGAUAGACAAUUAAGAAAUUCGUUAUUGCAUUGGAGUAUUGAUGAUUCGUUGUAGCAAAUAGAUUUAAAACAAGUAGAAGCUUUUUCAGAUGUUUUAGUCGGCGAUAUAUGUAAUUAAAAUAAUUCGGUGAAAUUUAUAAGACAAAACAUGGUUCAUAAAUCGUAGACCUAAAAGCCAAUUUAUGUUGCCUUUGAAAUCUGAUUGUAUUGAUUACCGUUCACUUAAGCUUGAUUCAUUACCUUUGUUCAAAAAGUUAUUGUAAUUCUGAAAACAAAACCGAAUUGGGCAAAAACGUAAGUAAUACAUAUUCUUUAUAUUUG